GAGGGGCCCAGGUAGCAGAGAAAAUUGAAGCCAGUAAACACGGAAGUACAGAAACAGAAGAGAAAAGUUCAAACUAAACUCUCAGCGAGCUGUUUUCAUCGGCACGAGUCGAAAGAACAAUUUCACCAUGGGUCUGUGUGAUGACCUGUCUCACUGUAAGAUGGCGUUGGUGAUUGCUGUGCUGAUGGAUCUACUGGGAGGAGUCUCUCUGCUGGUGGGAGUCUUUACCUCUUUGAAGUUAAAUGGAGAAGAAUAUGGAGACGUCUUGGUUUAUAGCGGAGUCCUUUUCAUAGUUGCGUCUCUGGCUGGAUGGGUGCUGUGGUACAGUGGGAACAUCGAGGGACUGCCCACCAAGACGGAGCUUGGACAGCCCAACUCCGCUGUCGACCGACUCGCUCGCCGAGUCAGCCGGAAGAUCUUCUCCCAUCGUAGAAAAAAAUAUUAUUCAAGUCGUGUCUGACAGUAUUUUCAGAAAAGUUACUGAAGUGUUAGAUAUGUUAGAUAUACUUUCAUCAUUUCAGCCUAUGUAUAUCUUCACCUGCAAAGUAUUUUCUAAAUGUUUAAUAUUAACCAGUAUUUGCAUUUUCUAGCUAUCAUUCAAUAAAGUGGUAUUUUAGUGUUAA
Messenger RNA from Gambusia affinis (western mosquitofish), 623 nucleotides. RefSeq names its product transmembrane protein 238a (gene tmem238a). The record is from RefSeq and is a predicted model, not a curated record. The coding region runs from base 128 to 460 and encodes 110 amino acids. Lineage: Eukaryota; Metazoa; Chordata; Actinopteri; Cyprinodontiformes; Poeciliidae. The transcript has 3 exons.